Diospyros lotus (date-plum) is the source of this 1862-nucleotide messenger RNA. RefSeq names its product ribonuclease III domain-containing protein RNC1, chloroplastic. Gene Ontology annotation, biological process: rRNA processing; regulation of gene expression. Bases 202 to 1818 code for a protein of 538 amino acids. Gene Ontology annotation, molecular function: double-stranded RNA binding; ribonuclease III activity. The transcript is spliced from 5 exons. The record is from RefSeq and is a predicted model, not a curated record. Lineage: Eukaryota; Viridiplantae; Streptophyta; Magnoliopsida; Ericales; Ebenaceae. Gene Ontology annotation, cellular component: nucleus.
CUUGGGAAGAUCCAAUCUUAAUCAUCAUCUUGUCGUUUCCCCGCCGUCUUCCCUUUCCUCAUCUCCACUUCUCCAUACCCUUCAGCAAAACCCUGCAAAAAACCUCCCUUGUAAUGGCCGGUAUAACCCCAACUGAACCCGUUUCUAGUUAAUUCCACUUCCACUCCACAAGCCCAUUUCCCACAUCCUAUUUCUGUGUUCAUGGAGCUUUCUUCGCUUUUCAAGCCCCUCCCCCGACCACACUCAAGCAACCAUGCCCCUGAACUCUCUUUCUCGUCCUCCUUCUCAACCUUCCCUCUCCAAACUCGUCUCAAUACCCCCGGAAUCGGAAACCCUAAUUGCCCAAGUUUUCGAAUUUUGGCCGUCGCUGUAGACCCCCAAGAACUCCCCAAGAACAGCCCCCAGAGACUCCUCAGAGAGCUCGCUCAGCGCAAAAAGGUCAUCUCUCCGAAGAAGAAAAUCCCCCCCAAGACAUUCAUUCUAAGACCCCCGCUUGACGACAAGAAGUUAGCCGAAAGGUUCCUGAACAGCCCUCAAUUAUCGCUCAAAGCCUUCCCAUUGUUGAGCUCUUGCUUACCCUCCUCGCGCCUUAACAAUGUCGACAGGACUUGGAUGGAAGAGUAUAUUUUGGAAGCCAAGCAAGCUCUUGGGUACCCCUUGGAGCCGUCGGAUAGGUUUGGGGAUGAUAACCCGGCAAAGCAAUUCGAUACAUUGUUGUACUUGGCUUUUCAGCAUCCGUAUUGUGAGAGGACGAAGACGAGGCACAUAAGGUCGGGGCAUUCGAGGUUGUGGUUUUUGGGGCAAUAUGUGCUUGAACUGGCACUUGCUGAGUUUUUCUUGCAGAGGUAUCCAAGGGAGUCGCCGGGUCCAAUGAGGGAGAGGGUUUAUGCGUUGAUUGGGAAGAGGUACCUUCCCAAGUGGAUUAAAGCCGCCAGCUUGCAGAAUUUGGUCUUCCCUUGUGAUGACAUGGAUAAGUUAAUCAGGAAGGAGCGCGAACCGCCUGUGAAAUCUGUUUUCUGGGCUUUGUUUGGCGCAAUAUAUUUGUGUUUUGGUAUGCCAGAAGUGUUUCGUGUUCUUUUUGAAGUAUUUGGAAUGGACCCAGAAGCUGAAGACUGCCAACCAAAAGAAAGGAGACAGCUUGAAGAUGUAGACCAUGUCUCUGUGGAAUUUGAAGGGAAAAAGCUUAACUGGCAAGAUGUUGCUGCAUAUAAGCCCCCAGAAGAUGCUUUAUUUGCACACCCAAGGCUAUACAGAGCAUGUGUUCCACCAGGAAUGCAUCGGUUCCGAGGGAACAUAUGGGAUUAUGAUAGCAAACCUCAAGUUAUGGAAGCAUUGGGAUAUCCCUUAGCAAGGACAGAUAGGAUACCUGAAAUUACCAAAGCCAGAAACAUAGAACUUGGACUUGGAUUGCAGCUUUGUUUCUUGCACCCGUCAAAACAUAAAUUUGAGCAUCCUCGCUUCUGCUAUGAGCGAUUGGAAUAUGUUGGCCAAAAGAUCCAGGAUCUUGUGAUGGCUGAGAGGUUGCUCAUGAAGCAUCUGGAUGCACCUGGGAGAUGGUUGCAGGAGAAGCAUCGUCGCCUUCUUAUGAACAAGUUCUGCGGGAAGUACUUGAGGGAGAAAAAUCUACACCGAUUUAUCGUUUACAGUGAGCAGGUGCAAGAUGCGUAUGAACACAAUCGAAGAAUGCGGAACCCGGCUACAACUUCUGUUCAACAGGCCAUUCAUGGUCUCUCGUAUGCUGUGUAUGGGAAACCAGAUGUAAGGCGUCUCAUGUUUGAGGUUUUUGACUUUGAGCAGAUCCAACCCAAAGUUGUUUGAAACAUCUGGAAGAUUAAUUAAUUAAUUUAUAUGCUUCUUUGCAA